Eruca vesicaria subsp. sativa (arugula) is the source of this 549-nucleotide messenger RNA. The record is from the annotation of a GenBank genome assembly. Lineage: Eukaryota; Viridiplantae; Streptophyta; Magnoliopsida; Brassicales; Brassicaceae.
UCCUCUCUUACUCUCUUAAACAAUUAUAUCAGAAAUUUCUGAAGCUUUUCUAUAGUUUUCUUGAGCCAUGCCUGAGCAGAAAUCUGUGUUGCAAUUGAGUUACCAUGAGGAAAGAAUCAGGAAGAAAGUGUUGGCGACAGUUUCUCGGUUUUCAGGGGUUACUUCGAUAGCAAUGGAUGACAAAACUGGGAAAAUGACGGUAGUUGGAGAAGUUGAUGUACCGAGAAUCGUGAAGAAGCUAAGAAAAAUAUGUGAAGCCGACAUCGUUACCGUUGAAGUUGUUAAACCACCUGAGAAAAAGCCUGAUGAACCAAAGAAACCAGAAGCGCCUGUUACCUAUCCGUUUCCGGUUAACUAUCCGUAUCCAUACCAUUGUUACUAUCAACCAUACUGUAUUUGUAAUUGUGGUGGAUCCACCAAAUAGUACUUGUGCGAUCAUGUAAUUUUCCUAGAUCUCUUUCAGAUAAUACUAGUUAUGUAACAUUUAAUUUUGAUGGAAACUGUAUUUUUGAGUUACUGUAGUAUACAUUUCCCAUAAGAGCUUAUUUU